AUGGGAGAUUCUAUGUUGAAGAAGAAUGAUCCCUUCUUAAAGUAUAUUUGGGAGAAAUAUAAUUUAGAUAAUGAGGUGAAUGUUAAUGAAGAUAAUGAUAUUUUACUAUUUUGCAAGGUUUUCGAUACAGAUUUCUAUAAUCUUUUAAACCAACCCAAAAAUAUUUGUAGAAAACUUUUAAGAAAUUUGAAAGUGGCAAAAUAUAGUAAUAUACCAAAGGACCAUUCUAAGCACUGUUCUAAUAUAUUAUAUUGGUUAUAUUAUGAAAUAAAGGAACAUAAAAUUUCUAAGGAAUCUAUUAAGGGUAUUUUUGAUGCAUUAGAUAAUAUAAUAAAUGAUGGAAAUAUUGCUACCCUUAAUUGUUCUGGAUUAAUAACAAUAGAAGACUUGCUUCAACCAGAAGAAUUAGUAAUGUUAUACAUAUUUAUGCAUAAUAUUGAUGUUAUUCAAGAAAUAUUAAACAAAGAUAAUGAUAUUAUUAAAUGUUCUUGUAAAAAAUUUAUCAAACAAUGUGUAGAUUCAUAUAAAAGUAAAUAUGAGGAUUACCCUACAAAUUGUAAUGAUAUGAAGACCAAUAAAUUCACAUGUCUUGCAGUAAAUGAGUUUAAAACACGUUAUGAGGGAAAUUUAUCCGAUGAAAAGAUAAAAUAUAGCUUACCACAAUUAUCUUCUGAAACUCCUACGGAUAUUAUAGAUUGUAACCCAUCAGAAAAAAUUGACUUACUUCCAG
This is a messenger RNA of Plasmodium cynomolgi strain B, 730 nucleotides long. RefSeq lists its product as hypothetical. The record is from RefSeq and is a predicted model, not a curated record. NCBI's taxonomy places the organism in Eukaryota, Apicomplexa, Aconoidasida, Haemosporida, Plasmodiidae. The transcript has 2 exons. The annotation marks the transcript as partial.